Ictalurus furcatus (blue catfish) is the source of this 3160-nucleotide messenger RNA. It is a transcript of the gene dennd1c, whose product is annotated as DENN domain containing 1C. Gene Ontology annotation, cellular component: cytosol; intracellular membrane-bounded organelle. The record is from RefSeq and is a predicted model, not a curated record. Gene Ontology annotation, molecular function: phosphatidylinositol phosphate binding; guanyl-nucleotide exchange factor activity. The transcript is spliced from 22 exons. Gene Ontology annotation, biological process: endocytosis; endocytic recycling. Lineage: Eukaryota; Metazoa; Chordata; Actinopteri; Siluriformes; Ictaluridae. The coding region runs from base 147 to 2849 and encodes 900 amino acids.
CAGCCUGCUUUCUUAUCCGUUUGAUUAUGUGAGCGUGUUGCCCUGUGUGUGUGCGUGUAUGUGUAUUUGAGAGGCUACUCUCUAUAGUGCUACGAUGAUACAGAAACUCUACUAAUCACUUAUGGACUCCGUCUUGAAGCUACAACAUGGGAUCCAGACUAAAGGAAAAUCCAGAUAGGACAUUUUACUGGUUCUUUCAAGCUUCGUGCCCUAUCGCCAGAGACAAAGAUCCUGGGCUUCUGUUUCACUUCCCAGAUGACUUCAGUGAUGAGGAAUGUUUGCAAUCCCUUCCUCGAUUCUGCUUCCCAUACGAUAUAGAAAGGGUGAGGGAUGGCAUAGCUGUGCAGCACUUUACAUUUGCGUUGACUGACCUGGAAGGAUGCCAGCGAUUUGGGUUCUGCAGACUCACCUCCAGCUCCCAGACCUGCCUCUGCAUCCUCAGCUAUCUGCCUUGGUUCGAAGUCUUUUAUAAACUGUUAAAUAACCUGGCAGACUAUGUGACAAAAGGCCAGACGAGCGAGAUGAGAGAGUUACUGGCGGCUCUCUACAAGCACCCUGUGCCACUGUCCGACAGCUCCGAAACUCUCCAUCUGGUUCCAUACUUCGUCGCUCCUGAUCCGAAGGCUUUACCGUCUAUUCCAGAGAGUAGGAACCUGACGGAGCUGAUCGUGGCUGUAGACGUGGGGAACCUGCUGCAGCUGUACGCUAGCAUGCUGUUCGAGAGACGUAUCCUCAUUUGUUGCAGUAAACUCAGCACGCUGACGGCGUGUGUACACGCGUGUAGCGGCAUGCUCUUUCCCAUGUACUGGCAGCACAUCUUCAUUCCGGUCCUACCACCACACCUGCUGGACUACUGCUGCGCUCCAAUGCCGUACCUUAUUGGAGUUCAUUCCAGCCUAAUAGAGAGAGUGAGGAGUCGUGCUCUGGAGGAUGUGGUCAUUCUGAACGUGGACACAAACACUAUGGAGUCUCCUCACGAAGACCUGAAGAAGCUCCCAACAGACGUGGUGACAGCUCUGAAAGUGAGGCUGAAGCGCCAGGCUGCAUUUACAGGCCCCGGUGUAGCUAAAGCGUUCCUCAGAGCUCAGGCUCAGCUGUUUGGAGCAUACAAAGAUGCCUUACAGUACCCUAUAGGAGAACCCGUGUCAUUCAGUGAGGAAUUGUUUCUCACACACAAGUCUCCCAGCAUGAGGCAGUUCCUUGAGAGUGCCAUUCACCUGCAGUUUUUCAAACAGUUUAUUGACGGACGUCUAGAGAUGCUCAAUCGAGAGAAAGAGCCAGACGACCUGUUUGAGGAGGAAAUACUGCAGUGCGGCGCAUCGUCAGGUGGCGCAAAAUCUUACCAGCAGUGGAUGGGGAACCUGAAGAAAGGAGGAGGAUCUCUCAUUCUGACGGUCAAGUCCAAGGCUCAGAUGUACAAAAACGUCACAUGUCAUAGCAAGCUGAAGAACCUCAUUUCAUCAAAGGAACAGAAACAAGCUCACAUGCUCCAGAGAGGAGGGUCUGUGUGCGGCACACACCCGUACCGCGUCAACAAAUCAGACUGCCUUCAGGACAGAUUACCGAUCACACAGCAUUUUGGAAAGUCCCGACCUCGCAGGCCCACACGCAAACCAACCGUCCAGCAGGGGGAGGAAACACCGCAAGACAACAGUGGCAGCUGGGGAGACGAGUGUUGUGUAGAGUUGGCUUCUGAUGACCUCACCGAGGAGGACGAGUUCUCCGUGAUGGCUGAUCUUGAGGAGAUGGACCUGCUUGGGGAGAUCUUCGACACAUUAAGCACGCAGAGCUCCACAGAGCCGGGCUUGCUGUACAGCACACGCAGCCUCGACGUCUUCACCUCCGACUGCACUGACUUCAUCAACAGAAGGAGCUUAGCCACACCCAGUCAGGAGAGCUUGAGUCUUUCCACUGGGAACAAUGGCAGUCUGAUGAGCUGGGAGGAGGGGCUUGAAGAGGGGCCAGAUAUAGAGGAGGAGGAGUCCGAGCUGCCAAACGACGAACCAGAAAGGGGCAUGAGAGAUGGGUUGAGAGAGGGUCACAUUACCUCAGGGGAGGAGGAGCCAUGUGUGGAUCUUGGAAGAUUAGAGGAGGAUCUCAUGGAUCUAAGACAGGAACUUGAAGAGGAGCUGAAUGGAAACUGUAAGAAAACUAGCACAUCAUCCAGAGAAGAUCAGGAGGAUACAAGCAGACCAUGCAGGGAAGAUAAGAAGGAACCUAGCAGACCAUCUGAAGUAGUGCCAGGUGAAACUAUCAGAUCAUACAGAAAACAUCAUCAGGAAAAUAGCAGCUCACCAGGAGAAAAUCAGGAAAGAACUUGGCAGUCCAAACCUGAUGAUGAUAAUGGGGAAAGUAAUGGAGCCCAGGAGAGGCAAGUAAAAGAGGCAAUAAACAACACACACCAUUCAGGACACCAAGAUCUAACUCAGAAGAACAACAACCCAGGGAGUCUACCUAGAAACUCUCCCCAGGAAAAGGAGCACCUUGCUGAGGAACAACUGAAUGCAGACAGUUUGGUUAAUGCAGCCAAAAAAGAUGAGGGACAGGAAGAGUGCAGAGACCAAUCGACUCCUAAAGUGCUCUCCAAAGUGGCCCUGUUCCAGGUCAAGGCCUACCAGACCAAGGGCUCACCUGAGACCGUAAGACCCAGUUAUGGCCACAAAACUUUAGAUACACCUCUAAACAUCUCUCAACGAGGCCCUGAAGCCCUUCGGGUAACCGCGAGUACAAAAACUGAUGACUUGACCAUAAAAUCACCAACCACAUCUAAUUUAUCAUCCACAGCCACAGAGGACGAAGACCUUCCUCUACCGAAAGUGUCUGAACUUAAAAAGAGAUUUGAGCAGUGACUGACUGCAGGGAUCGUUUCAUGGCCAUGUCAGUGUUAGCUGCCAGAGAUGCCCAACUUUAUUUGGAGUGACCACAGAGGUGUAUUAUUAAGAAAAGCACAAGCAGAUGUCUAGGUUACUCAAGCACAUCCUACUAUUAAUGUGUAACCUAUUAAAGUGCGGUCGAUACAGUACUUGCUCCACUGUUGCACAACAGUCCUACUUUUCAAACCAGUUCGCAAAACUGAACAUUUAAAAGCACAUUUUUUUUGUCCAUUUUUAAAAAAAAAAAAAAAAUCAAUUUCUUUCUAAAUAAAUCUUAUAGACUUUGA